AUGGGUGAGGAAAUCACGGACAAUUCUACAGUCGUCUUCAGCGAGGAGCACCCACCUACGGCCAGGGCAAUUGAGGCCUUUAAGGAGGUAGAGAAGAAGAUCAAGUCUGAGAUCAUCGCGAGCAGGCGAAGAUGGGAUGGACAUGAGCCUAGGAUGUGGUCUCGUGCGGCUGGCGUAUCCGAUACGGAUCUGACCAAGUUUGACGUUAUCACGGAUCUUGUUUCGGUUCGUGCAGGUCCAACGACCUAUGGAGUCAUUAUUCUUGGCAAGAUCCGCCUCCCCGCUAUCAACGACGACCAAGGCGAGGGAUUCAUCCAUGUUCGCAUCCAUGAUCCCCCGAACCAGGGCACGGAGGAUGUUGUAUUCCACUCCUUGUUCACCGAUGAGGGAAAGAGAGAUGCGGAUGGCAAGGCAGAACGCUACGUUGCGAUCCAAACCAACGACGUUCCCCUCGAAUUUUUCAAUGAAUAA
This is a messenger RNA of Serendipita indica DSM 11827, 471 nucleotides long. Lineage: Eukaryota; Fungi; Basidiomycota; Agaricomycetes; Sebacinales; Serendipitaceae. The record is from the annotation of a GenBank genome assembly.